AUGAAGUACUUUAUUGAUAUUAAAUUGAACACAGAUGCAUGUUUGGCUGAUGAAGGUUGGGUGGGACUUGGGGUGAUAGCUCGCGACUCGGAAGGUAAGGUGUGCUUUGCGGCAACUAGACGUGUGCGUGCCUACUGGCCUCCUGAGGUAGCUGAAUGUAAGGCUAUUUAUAUGGCAUCCCGAUUGGCCAAAGCUCAUGGGUAUGGCGAUGUGAUUUUCGAGUCCGACUCUCUUGUAGCUACGAAAAGAUUGACAAAAGCAGCAAUUUUCUUCUCAGAUUUGGAUGCUAUACUUGGGGACAUUCUUUCUAUGUGUAAUGCUUUUUCUUCUGUUUCUUUUUCUCAUGUUAGAAGGGAUGGGAAUUCUGUUGCCCAUAACCUCGCUAGAGUAGUGCCGUUUGGUGUUGAGCAAUGUUGGGAACGUCAUUGCCCUAGUAUUGUAAUGCCUUAUAAAUUCUCAUUACCGCCAUUUUCUCCAUUUCAUGUCAAUCAAACAACUACCUAA
Molecule: messenger RNA, 504 nt
Organism: Beta vulgaris subsp. vulgaris (sugar beet)
Lineage: Eukaryota; Viridiplantae; Streptophyta; Magnoliopsida; Caryophyllales; Amaranthaceae
Exons: 2
Coding region: 1-504 (167 amino acids)
Molecular function (GO): RNA-DNA hybrid ribonuclease activity; nucleic acid binding
Source: RefSeq, a predicted model, not a curated record